Messenger RNA from Nerophis lumbriciformis (worm pipefish), 807 nucleotides. Lineage: Eukaryota; Metazoa; Chordata; Actinopteri; Syngnathiformes; Syngnathidae. The record is from RefSeq and is a predicted model, not a curated record.
AUGGGGGAAUGGGAUUUUCUCAGCGGACUCUUCGAUCACCUUCAGGCCCACUCGCCCAUGCUGGGCCGCUUCUGGCUCUUGCUGAUGCUGGUCUUCCGGAUCCUGAUCCUGGGAACGGUGGCAAGUGACAUGUUUGAGGACGAACAGGAAGAGUUUGCGUGCAACACGCUCCAGCCGGGCUGCAAGCAAGUUUGCUACGACCAGGCUUUCCCAAUCUCUCAGUACCGCUUCUGGGUCUUCCAUAUCGUCCUCAUCGCCACACCGUCGCUACUCUUUCUCAUGUACGCCAUGCAUCAUCACAGCAAGAGAAAUGGCUCCAAAUCACCUAAAGACUAUAGGGAAAGCCGGCAGAUAAGGAUGUUCUACAUUGUUCACGUGGCUUUCCGGUUAGUCGCCGAAGUGGGAUUUCUAGUCGGACAGUGGUGGCUUUACGGCUUCAAGGUGGAAGCCCAGUAUCCUUGCGACCGUUUCCCUUGUCCCUACACGGUGGACUGCUUUACUUCGCGCCCAGCCGAGAAAACUGUCUUUCUCUGCUUCUACUUCGCCGUCGGGGUCCUGUCUGCCUUCUCCAGCUGCGUGGAGCUCCUCUACAGCUCUGUCAAGUGGUUCUGUUCCAGGCAGAAGCGCUUACCUACACUGAUUGACGAUAGCUACAAGUUGGAAAAGCCUCAAGAGAAGUCUUCGGAAAAUACAGUGUUGGACGGAGUGCCCAAGAAGACCAGGAAGGGGAGUAGCAAGAAGGGUAAAGGGAUGCCUUACAAGUACAAGAAUGGGAAGUAUGUGAAGGGCAAUGCUUUUGUGGUCUAA